Colletotrichum karsti is the source of this 1425-nucleotide messenger RNA. RefSeq names its product 1-phosphatidylinositol-4, 5-bisphosphate phosphodiesterase gamma-2. The coding region runs from base 1 to 1425 and encodes 474 amino acids. The record is from RefSeq and is a predicted model, not a curated record. Gene Ontology annotation, molecular function: phosphatidylinositol-4,5-bisphosphate phospholipase C activity. NCBI's taxonomy places the organism in Eukaryota, Fungi, Ascomycota, Sordariomycetes, Glomerellales, Glomerellaceae. The transcript has a single exon. Gene Ontology annotation, biological process: phosphatidylinositol-mediated signaling; lipid metabolic process.
AUGGUGGACACAAACGAAAUCACCAAGUCAACCCAAGUCGGCGGAGGUGCCAGCGAGGCCCAUCGAUAUGUCGACAACCUCAGCGAAUCUGUACGCGAUCAUCUAAGCAGAGUAUUUGGCGUGGUGGGUGCUUGGAACAGCGAACAAAUCACGAAGUUCUUGAAAGAGGUCCAGAACGAUGACGACAGCUCCCCGAUUGCUUUUCGAGAGAGCCUCGACUACGACGGCUUUCUUACCUACAUGCUGUCUCCGGCAUCCGCCGUCACUGCAACGCCCAAGGAGGAAGACCUUUCAUGGCCUCUGCACAGCUACUUCAUCAGCUCCAGCCACAACACAUAUCUGACGGGCGAUCAGCUCACCAGCGAUUCCAGCACAGAUGCCUACAAGAACGUCUUGCUGCGCGGGUGUCGCUGCAUCGAGAUUGAUGUUUGGGACGGUGAAGAUUUGGAGCAGUCUAGCGAUGGCGAGAACGAGCCGUCCAAGGACCAGUUCAAAGCGCUGAUGAGCAAAUUGCCGAAACUAUUUUCUAGUCGCACCAAGAAGAAGGCCUCUUCACAUGGGUCGAUCGAAGAGGAACGACAUGCCAACAUCCCCGAGGCUGAUUCAAGCUCAGUCACGACCAUGCAAACUACAGGAACAGUUGUUGAACCUCGCGUGCUGCAUGGCUACACCCUCACCAAGCCGAUCCUGUUUCGGGAUGUUUGCAACACGGUCCGUGAGCACGCUUUCGUCGUAAUCGAUCUGCCUCUCAUCGUCAGUCUGGAGGUUCACUGCUCUCCCGAGCAACAAGCUAUCAUGGUGCAAAUCAUGGAGGAGAUCUGGCAGGAUCAUCUUGUCGUGACACCCGACGAAGAACCAACAAAGCUGCCGAGUCCGUCCGAUCUCCGACAUAAGAUUCUUAUCAAAGUCAAAUAUGUCCCGCCAACUCACAACCUGGAUGACGAAGCUUUGGUGGUUACUGACGACCACGAUGACGGGCGACUUCCUCCAAGUGCACCUGUAUCAAAGCCAUCUAAGAUCACGCACGCGCUCAGCAGGCUUGGUGUGUAUACCAGAGGCGUCACAUUCACGGACUGGACGCAGCCCGAGGCGAUCAUGCCGACGCAUGUUUUCUCCCUGGCAGAGACAGCAUUCGAGACGGCUGCCACAGCGCCCGAAUCCGUAUUCAAUCACAACAAACAAUUCUUUACAAGGACCUACCCCGGCGGCUUCCGUAUCAACUCUUCCAACUUUGACCCCGCUCCCCACUGGGCCUUGGGAGUUCAAUUGGCCGCGUUGAAUUGGCAGAAUUGGGAUGUCGGAAUGAUGCUCAACGAGGCCAUGUUCGCCGGCACAAGGGGUUACGUCCUCAAGCCGGAAGGUAAGAAACAAACUUCGAUCCUAAUCCGCACUCUCGAAGAGCUUGAUGAAAACGUUAAAAUCUAA